CUCUGUAAAUAGAAGGCGCCUCGAGUGGAGCGUACCCCCAGAGGUUUGGCGUUGUUUAUGUUUGGGUAGAGUAGGCGGUCUAAAAUGUUUGCAAAGUGGAAGGAAGUUUUUGUGCGGGAUUACACUUGGUUCAACAGGAAGGAAGAGGACGACGACGAUGGCGACGAUCUUAAAAUUUAUGGUCCCCGCAUCCUACAACCGCAAAUGAAUGAGAAUAAUCUAAAAAUAUUUAAGUCUCAUGAUUCCUCGCAACUUAUGCAGAAUACUAACAGUGAUACGGAGUUGAAAGUAGCAAGAUUUAUGAUGUAUUUUUCAUUCUCAGUGCUUUGCUCGAAGAUAUAUUUCGGUUACAGAAAAACUUUUGAUACAUGGAGUGUUAAGCUGUUGUCUUUAUUGUCAGCUGUAUGGCAUCUUGCAGUGGACCUCAAAUGGUUUCUAAUACCACUUUUGACGGGCUUGCUGAUUACAUAUGUAACGUGGGUUGUAAUUUAUUAUGACAGCAAAGUACCAGGAGUGCAACCGCCAAGUCCCUUCAGUGCGUCGAAAACUUCAGGAAGGCGUUGGCACUCCUGCUAUAUUGCUGCUGUUGCAAAUGGCAUCAUAUUUUUCACAAUUUUGCUUUUGCUUUACCAGUGAAGUGUCAAUAAAAACUGUUUUAUCUCAUCAGACAACUGAAAUUGGAAGACAAUGUAAUGCAAGGGAACUCUCCUUUUCAUGGCACAUCUUAAUCUACUUCAUAAAACAUACAAAACCCAUGCUUUAAACAAACUGGAAGAAGGUGAUUUGAUUAAAUUUGAAACUUAAAUUUGUCUUAUUGUUACAGUUUGUUUUCAAGAACAAAGAUUUUUUGUUUUGUUAUUCAGCAGUGCUAUUAACACUAGUUUUCAAAUUGAUUUCAUAUUUUUUUGGAACAUAUUUUAAUGUAUUUUAUGCAUUCAGUAUUCUGAAGGAACAUGUAUUUUAAAACUUCAUUGAAAAUAUGCUGUGUCGUGGCCACACUUUCAAAAUGGCCAUAAAAUAUUAGAGGAAGCAUUUGUGAAUUGAUGUAUCUUUCUCAAUGUUUCUCCUUUGAUUAGCUUUACAAUUAUUUGAACGUAUUUGUUGUGUUGUGUAUUAUAUGAUGAUAGAAAUUCUAUAAGAAUAGUUGCUAUCUUUUUUUAAUCUCUGGUGUUUCUUAGGGUCGAUGUUUUGUUUCUUUUCUUACUCCCCUUUUUUUUAAAAAAAAAAAAAAGAAAAAAGUAAAUAAUGCAAGAAAAGUUCUUGAAGGAGUGUAAACUGUGCCAAAAAUUUUCAGAACAUAUUUAUUAACUUUCCUCAAGGAGGAAUAGCAUUAUAUUUCAUUUUAUGUGGCUGUUUGUACGCUUUGUGAUACAUGUAUUUCAGAAAGCUGUAUAUCAUUACCGAUACAUAAUGAAAGACUGCAGUAAUCAUCUUGCACAUGUGUUUUGUGGAUCACACUUACUCGCAACUAUUGUUCUUGGCUUUCAAAGGACUGCCAUAAAGUU
This is a messenger RNA of Schistocerca americana (American grasshopper), 1505 nucleotides long. RefSeq lists its product as uncharacterized. Lineage: Eukaryota; Metazoa; Arthropoda; Insecta; Orthoptera; Acrididae. The record is from RefSeq and is a predicted model, not a curated record. The transcript is spliced from 3 exons. Bases 85 to 636 code for a protein of 183 amino acids.